This is a messenger RNA of Oncorhynchus keta (chum salmon), 3584 nucleotides long. Its product is annotated as ribosome-binding protein 1-like. NCBI's taxonomy places the organism in Eukaryota, Metazoa, Chordata, Actinopteri, Salmoniformes, Salmonidae. The transcript is spliced from 7 exons. The coding region runs from base 456 to 3104 and encodes 882 amino acids. The record is from RefSeq and is a predicted model, not a curated record.
UCAAGAGUCCGUGUGUAAUGUGUGUGCGUCCCUAUCUUCAGGGGAGUUGUGGCCGAACUGCCGGCUAGCACCUGUGGCUAGGAGUAUCCUGUUGUGACAGUGUUCUGGAUGAUCAAAGUGAGUGUGUGUGUGAGAAAUAUCCUGUAUGGGGCCCAACCUGUUUUACUAUGAAAAUACGUUAUCCCAGCUAUAGUAGUGUAAUGUCACCUACAUAAGAAUUAGCAUUCCUCUACAAUUUACACCUUACCAGUAUUCAUCAUCCUCAUCAUCAUUAUCAGCAGCAGCAACAUCUCCGCAUUUGAAUCCAAAUGUCCUUUCCUUGACCUCGGAUGACUUCAGUAGGUCACCUUGGUCGACUACAUUCCAUGUGAACAUGCACACACACGACAAAACCACAAUAGUCCUCAAGAGAAAGAAAAAUACUUUCACUUUCAUAUGGAUCGCACCUGCGGGCGAUGGCUGACCAGGGAAUAUCAACUCCCAGUGUAAUAGGACUAGUCACUAUAUUCUGUUGCAUUUAUGGCGGACAAUUCGUCAAUGCAGCUGGACCGUCCACCACCCGUUAUGUCAUCACAAACGGCAAUGUCAUUCUCAACCCUGGGAUCCGUGGUGGAGUUUUACAGGAGAUCCUGUGGAAACAUGGUGUAAACAAGGCGGUGGAAUGGGGCACUGACGGGAUACAGGAAUUUCGUGAUUUUAAAGGGAGGACAUCCUUGAACACCACGACAGGAGAAAUCACUAUCAGACAGCUGACCAAGCAGCUCAGUGGGGUGUAUGAGGCAGAGUGUAUGAUUGGUCAAAAAAUACAGACCUUUCAGCAGAGAGUGAAAGUCAUUGACCCAGUAUCACAACUUGAAGUCACCUGUGAAUUGAACGGUACCAUGGCAACAAUUCACUGCAGUGCUGAGGGUCCACUGGUGGAGUAUCGCUGGUCUUGGCCUGACCACCAGGGGGAGAUGUGGAGCCAGGAGCAGAAUGGACAGCACUACAACAUCAAAUCCCCAGAGUCAGUCAGCUACACCUGUGAGGCCAGGAACCCAGUCAGUGAGAAGACACUGACCUACAGCAGCAAUGACUGUCAAGGUAAUCCUGAGAUCUACAUCUACACUGGUAUUUGUGCAGGUGUCUUGUUGGUUGCUGUUGUGGUUGCUGUUGUGGUCUGGCUCGUCAAGAAGUGUUCCAAAGAUUUGCGGAGCACAGGGAAUGCCAGCCAUCUUGAAGAGGAUCGAGAGAAGGCGGUGGCAAUCAGACAGGCAGAGAUUGUGGAAGAGGAGAAUAAGCUAUUACUAGAUGAAGAACUAAAGGACAGGGUCAGUCAGAUCAACCAGACCAGUGAGGCUGUGAAAACUGGAGAUGGUGAGGGAGAGAAGAAACCAUUACUAGACAAGGCACGAUCCACUGAAACAGAUGUUAUUGUGAGUAAUAUCCCGUUCAAACUGAACAACCAGAAUCAGGUUUGGGGUCGGGAGUCCGGAAAGAAACAGAGGGAAGAAAAAGAGCAGAACACAGAAUCCAAACAGAACAUGAACGUUACCUUGGGGACUGUUACCCAAGAUUCUGUCCAAACUGCUCCUCCAAAACCACCUCGGAGCAGCCUUAACUAUAAUUCACCGUACCCACAGACUCUGGAGACACAGCACAGCAGAGAGCAUCAUGGGAGAGGAACUGACCAAAGCAUGGCUGGUUAUGGCACAGAGAGAGAGGGAGCGGGAGAUGGACAGCUUAUGCCCCAGAAAGUCCUCAUCUUAGAGGAAGAGAGUGGAGGAAAGGAGGAGGGGACAAGAGAGGACGGAGAAGAUGUUGAGAAAGAGAAGGUAGGAGGAGAUGAUUCAGUGACAGAGGAGGGAGAGGGGCAAGAAGUUACAGAUAGGAGAGAUGAUGGAGGAGAAAGAAAUGGACAAGAGAGAGAGACUGAAAAUAAUGAAGAAGAGCAGGUGAAAGGAGAGGGAGAAGAAAGAGGGAAGAAAGGAGAAGAGACACAGAAGGGAGAGAAAAGAAAGAGCCCAACUUCUCCCAAACAAACACUCCCCCAAAAAGCCCCCCCACCACCUCUCGCCCCAAAACCAUCAUCUAUAAUAUAUGUUAACCAGAUGGGUGUAGAACAAGGAAGUGUGUUGAAAACAAUGGAAACCCAGAGGAGCAGUGGUCAGGUAGACAGAGAGAGAGGAACACCUGACCUAUCAGGUCUGAGGAGACCCACUAACUCAGUGUCAGACAGUACAGACACUCCUGAUAGAAGCAGUCCAGGAUUGUCAGCUCUUCCUAUAGUCACAGCAUUUAGUCCAAAGGUGGUCAGUGGUACUCUAUCCAAUCCAGUAAAGACCAGUUCAGGUGCACCCUCCAGAUCAGGAGACACCAGUUCAGGUGCACCCUCCAGACCAGGAGACACCAGUUCAGGUGCACCCUCCAGACCAGGAGACACCAGUUCAGGUGCACCCUCCAGACCAGGAGACACCAGUUCAGGUGCACCCUCCAGACCAGGAGACACCAGUUCAGGUGCACCCUCCAGACCAGGAGACACCAGUUCAGGUGCACCCUCCAGACCAGGAGACACCAGUUCAGGUGCACCCUCCAGACCAGGAGACACCAGUUCAGGUGCACCCUCCAGACCAGAAGACACCAGUUCAGGUGCACCCUCCGGACCAGGAGACACUAGUUCAGGUGCAUCCUCCAGACCAGGAGACACCAGUUCAAGUGCACCCUCCAGACCAGGAGACACCAGUUCAAGUGCACCCUCCAGACCAGGAUACACCAGUUCAGGUGCACCCUCCAGACCAGGAGACACCAGUUCAGGUGCACCCUCCAGACCAGGAUACACCAGUUCAGGUGCACCCUCCAGACCAGGAUACACCAGUUCAGGUGCACCCUCCAGACCAGGAUACACCAGUUCAGGUGCACCCUCCAGACCAGGAUACACCAGUUCAGGUGCACCCUCCAGACCAGGAUACACCAGUUCAGGUGCACCCUCCAGACCAGGAGACACCAGUUCAGAUACAACUAGUACAGCAAUAGAGAGUAGCUCAGAUACUCUGUUUACGACAGAGGAAAAUGUACCAACAGAGAUCAGUAAAGCUACAGCCUCUGUAGCAGGAGAAACCAGUUGAAAAGCACUUGUUGAAAAAGUUUGUUAAACAAAAAUGUUAGGCUCUGUACGGGGAUGUUUUGUUUCUCUUAUAUUUAUACAAUUCUUUUCAAGGGUAUUUAAAACCAAAUACCUUUAGACUUUUAUUUUUGUCAUUUUCUAUUAAAUGAUCUUUACUUUUAGUCAAGUAUGACUUUUGGGUACUUUUUCACCACUGUAUUAUAGCACAUCAACAUAAUGUAUUGUGUUGGUACAGUAUACAGUACGUUUUUUAUACCACCAUACAUUUUGUAUAUUUAGGUGCAUUUUAUUAAGAAAAACAUUUCAUGAAGAGCUUAUUUGAUUCUUUACACGGUGUGAGGGCUGAUACUUUGCUAUAUAAAAAAUAAUACAUAUUUCAAAUGUUAAUAUUUUUUUUAAAUUGUGAGAAAAAGUUGCUUUUGUCCCGACUUUCAAUAAUGUCUGAGGCGUAGGCCCCUAUAAAAAAGAAGAAAUAACCCUA